Molecule: messenger RNA, 2000 nt
Organism: Nezara viridula (southern green stink bug)
Lineage: Eukaryota; Metazoa; Arthropoda; Insecta; Hemiptera; Pentatomidae
Source: the annotation of a GenBank genome assembly
AUGGCGUCAGCUGCUCCUGUAGUUGCAGUUCGUGGUUCCACAGGGAUCUCAAUUCAUCAUGGUCCACCAAAUUAUGAACUUAUUUCAAAUUUUAAAAGAGAAGAUAGUAAAUCCUGUAAAUGUAUGCUGUUCAGCCCUCAAGGUGAAUAUUUUGCCUGGGCCAAUGGAAAAAAGGUAACAAUAGUUUCAACCUCCACUUGGGAGGUUUUGGCUGAAAUGGAUAGACCUCGGGUAUGUACUUUACAGUUCUCACCUAAAGGUACUUACCUUAUGACUUGGGAGACUUUCGCAGUAUCUCAGGAGAAACCUGAAGGCACUCCUAAUUUAAAUAUUUAUGAGUCUGCAACAGGAAAGCAUUUAGUUGCAUUUGAACAGAAGAAACAGACAGGCUGGGAACCUAUUUGGACUGGCGAUGAAACUCUUGUUUCUAGAAGUGUGAAGAAUGAUGUUUUAUUUUAUAAGCCAGAGAAAAUAAAUGAAAUCGAAAAUAGGAUAGCAAAUCAAAGGGUACACCAGUAUAGUAUUUCACCUGCUGGCUCUCCGUAUUAUGUAUUAUGCUAUGUUCCAGGGAAACAGGGACAGCCUUCGUUAGGAAAAUUAUUUCAGUAUCCCAAAUUCGAUACGCCUAUUGCCUGUAAGAGUUUUUUCCAGGCAGAUAAAGUAGAUAUGUAUUGGAACAAAAAGGGUACUGGUGUUCUUCUAAUGACGAGCGUUGAAGUUGACAAGAGUGGCAGCUCUUAUUAUGGGAAACAAACUCUCCAUUUUAUUACUCCAAAAGGAGAAAAUUCGAUUGUUCAACUCGGUAAAGAAGGUCCAAUCCAUUGUGUUGCUUGGUCCCCUCAGUCACACGAAUUUUGUGUAGUUUAUGGAUUCAUGCCUGCUAAAGCCACUUUAUUUAAUCUAAAAUGUGAACCAGUCUUUGAAUUGGGAUCUGGGCCUAGGAACAGUAUAUAUUAUAACCCAUAUGGAAACAUUCUCUUGUUGGGUGGUUUUGGUAACCUUCCAGGAACUGUGGAGCUUUGGGAAGCUCCAGCUCGAAAACUUAUCAAUAAAAUGACAGCUGCUGACACAACAUUGUUGGUUUGGUCCCCCGAAGGAACACAUUUUUUAACUGCAACCACUGCACCUAGGUUACGUAUGUGUAAUGGUUUCAAAAUGUGGCAUUAUAGUGGUACCUUAUUGUAUGAAAGACCAUGGAACAAACAGGAAGAAUUGUGGGAGGUUUGCUGGCAAAAUUUCCCAGAUGGGACUUUUAAGCCUCCUUUGAUCAGUUAUAAACCUGUUGAAGGAAUUGCUCCUACACAACCCCAAGCUUCCAAAGAAGUUUAUAGGCCACCUGUUGCUAGAGGGCUAACUGUAAACUUUAAACUUCAUGAAGAUGAAACUCCACCUCAGCAAUCUCAGCAGUCCAAGACCGCUUUAAAGUUAAAAAAGAAGAGAGAAGCAAAGAAAGCUGCAAAAGCAGCACAACAUGAUCAGUCCCCAGAGAGGCCGCCAACGACAGGAGCAGUUAAUAAUGGUUUGAAGGCUCAUUUGGAGGAAUUUACAACAGAUGAUCCUGUCAAAAUGAAGAAAAUAGGAAGGCUGAGGAGUAAAUUGAUGGAAAUUGAACGUUUAAAAGAACAGCAGAAGAGUGGGCGACAACUCGAGAUCAACCAAUUAGAAAAGAUAAAGAAGGAAGACCAACUAUUGAGCGAAUUGAGGAGCCUAUCUUUGUGAUACCUGCCAACGUAGAAAUGGGACAUCAGCACUGGGACUUAGGAAAUCAAGAUCUUAAUAAUUUGGAUGGAAUAAUGAAAAUGUAUUUUAUGAAAAUACUGAAGGUGUUAAUAUUGAGCCUACCUGGAGCACAAUGGUAAACUGAAGAGGCGACUGUAACAUAUCGAACUGGCUCUUCAGAAACGGUCUGACAGAUGAAAACAUUUUAUAAUGCAUUUUCUGUCUAAAAUAGUACCUGUUACCAACCUUAUAUCAUUUGCCUGCUGUUUAUUGGUCAUUUC